Messenger RNA from Colias croceus (clouded yellow), 4255 nucleotides. It is a transcript of the gene elg1, whose product is annotated as ATPase family AAA domain-containing protein 5. Gene Ontology annotation, cellular component: nucleus. Bases 269 to 4051 code for a protein of 1260 amino acids. Gene Ontology annotation, molecular function: ATP hydrolysis activity; DNA binding; DNA clamp unloader activity. The record is from RefSeq and is a predicted model, not a curated record. Lineage: Eukaryota; Metazoa; Arthropoda; Insecta; Lepidoptera; Pieridae. The transcript has 3 exons.
AUGACGUGGGUUUGUGAGUAAAAUGCAAAAAUUAAAGUUUUAGGCGCCAAUUUUUUAUUUUAAUUCUAUCCAAAGAUUCUAUCAAAUUGUAACACUCGUGGAAUCUACUGUGAUAUUUGUUUUAUGUUUAUUCAUAAAGGAAGAAAUGACUGAUACUUCGAGUGCAUCAAUAUGACAAAACUUUGAAUUCGAUUUCGAUUCAAUAGGAAUGUGCACUGUUGUAUAUUGUAAGUGGAAACAGUUUCAUAGCGAGAUGCUUAGCUGAGUUAUGUCCGAUUUGACGAAUGUGCAACUCGUAGAUGAUGAAGACUUUGAAAAUGUUUACAUUUCACAAAACAAUAAUAGUGUACGUCUCUUGAAAUCGUCAUCAAAGAUUUUAAAACGUAAAUGUCAUAAGGUGUUGAAAAAGAAACUAAAAAAAUAUAAAAUAAGAAGGAAUGGUGAAGAAGAUCCAGAUGUUUUAGAUGUUUCUAAAACAUUUCAUUCUUCUCUGAUAAUUAAAUCUCCAAGCUCACAGACAUCCCCUGAUAAUAAGUUGUACAUAAGUGAUUAUAUUCAGCCUAAUUAUCUAUUUAAAAAUAUGGGCAAAAGAAAAAAAUGUAACAUCCUCACUGAGUCUAAUAGAGAAAUUGGAGAAGAUCAGAAAAAGCCCGAAAUCUUAUUACCCCUAAUAACGAGUGAAAGCCAAGAUAAAACGCAUACAAAUGCUUUCAAACUACUUAUGGAUUCUAGACAUAAAAGCAUUGGAAGUAAUUCUCCAGGAAAAGAUAAACCUUUAAAUGAAGUUGAAAGUCAAGAAGUCACUGAAAAGAGGGAAAUGAAAGCUAAAAGAAUACUAUCUUUACAAAAAAUGGCAGAAGCUAAAGGUUCAAUUAAAAAACAGGAAAUAGAAGAACAAAGAGAAGGAUACAUAAAAAAACAAAUGUUAAAGCGUGCUGAAAGAUUUAAAGCCAUGAUAACUCAGGAUACUGCAGAACAUAAAAGUAAUUCGAAAGUAAAGGAACCAGCUUCCCCUAAACAUACAAGUGAAGUUAAAGAUAAUAGAAUUGACAUUAAAAAGACCUUGCAACUAUGUGAUAUGUUUGAACCAAUACAUAGAGAGACAAUUAAUGAAAAGGAGAAAAUAAAGAAAAUGUCUCAUGAAGAUGAAGAAUUUUUAAACAAGUUGUCACCAUCUAUACGGAAAAAAGAAAACAUGAUGAGUUAUUUCAAAAAAUUACCUAAAAGUCCUGAAGAAGAUGAUAUUGUCCACUCAGAUGAUAGUAGUCAUAAUAUUAUAAAAGUUAAAUUUACACCAAAACGUAAAAAGAAAUCAGUAAAGAAGAAAAAUGCUUUGCAAAGUUUAGUCACUAAUUCUUCAGAACAUCAUAGUAGUGAUAAAGAUAUCUGUGAGCAAGAUGCAGCACAAACAACUGUUGAUUGUAAAAAUGAUAUAAUCACAAAAGAAUCUAACUGCACAGUAGACCAAUCCGGAUUAACCAAUGAUGAAAGCAGGCCUAGGAGAAUCUCAAAAAGGCCUGCAAAAUAUAUUGAAGAUGUUGAGAUUUUGAGCUCAGAUGAAGAUCUUCAUAUUUUUACACCAAAGAAGAAAAAGAAUUUAGAGAAAAAUAAAAUUGUUAAAAAUGAUACAGAAGUAGAAAAAUCACUUUCUAAUGGUAAGGAUACAUAUACAGGAACAAUUAAGAAAAACACUAGUGAUAUGACUAAAAAUAAAAAUAGGAGCAAUAAAACUGUAAGUUUAAACCCAGUAGUGAGCUCUAAAAAAACAAUGAAAUCUUCUAACGAUACCAAGAGUAAUCCUGUAAAAUUAGCUCCUAUAUUUAUGUCAAAACAAACUUCAAAUUCAAUUAGCUCAGCUGAAAAAGUUGCAAAACAAAAAUUCCUACAAAGUGGAAUUCCAGAAAAAUUAAAAAAGAGUAUUCCUCCACAGCAAAGUAUUUCUGCACUUGAUUUGUUCUAUCCUGUUGUCCAUGUUCAACAAACCGAUACUAAAUUGCCAGGCUGCAUUACAAUUAAUUUUGACCAUAUUGUUGAUGACUUUAUCACAGACGAUUCACCAAAUACUGCAAAUGAAGAUGUAUAUAAAAAUCUUUUAAAUUUAAGUAAAAGGGAAACAAAAGCGAUUUCUUUAACCAAUAAAAACAAAGAUGACCUUUUACAGUAUAUCAAAAGUUCAUAUAAAAAAUUUCCAGUUUAUCGAACAUAUCAUUUGCUUAAAGGAAAAUGUAGAGGCGAAUUUAGAGAUUUUAACUACCCAGAUUUAGAUAACAGUAUAGAAAUAGUUAAUGGUUGCUUGUCUAAGGAUAGUGAUAUUGUCGAAAAAUUAUGUUGGGUAGAUAAAUAUAAACCCAAUUCAUCAAAACAAAUUAUAGGUAAUUUUUUAGCUAUUGAAGAAUUGAAAAAAUGGUUGCAAACAUGGACUGAAAAUUUAGUGAAGACACGGAAAAAUAUUGAAAGUGAUGGCUCAGAUUUUUCUGACUUUGUGGACUCAGAUGUGGAUAGCCGAGAGUCAUUCAGAAAUUCGAAUAGUGUACUUAUUAUAUCUGGAGACGUUGGUAGUGGAAAAACUUCUAGUGUAUAUGCUGUUGCAGCAGAAUUAGCAAUUAAGGUGAUUGAAGUAAAUGCCAGCAGUAAGAGAACUGGUAAAAUAAUGUUGCAAGAUCUCCAAGAAGCAACAAAGUCUCAUAAGGUAGAUAGAGGUAAAAGUGGCACCGAGUGCAGUCAAAAUAUUCAGGAAAUCCUUAAAACUAAAGGAACCCAUAAAAAAAGAGGAAGACCCAAAAAGAUUAAAGAAGUGGUAACAAAAAGCAACAGUAGUGAUUCACAGAAAAGUGAACUGAGUGAAACUCAAAGUCAAGAUAGUGUAAGAACAGAUAUGUCUUUAAUACUGAUAGAUGAUGCAGAUAUUGUGUUUGAUCAGGAUGAUGGCUUUUGUUCCGCUAUUUCACAAUUAAUUCAGAGUUCAAAACGUCCAGUGAUAUUAGUAACAAGUUCAUUAUCCUGUCCACAUCUACAGAAAUUUAUACAAUAUGGGAAGAUUAUAUGCAUGCAGCGAUUUUUGCCAAGGAUGCUUGGUGUAUGGUUGGAUAUUAUGUGUUUAGCUGAUAUAAGUACUUGCUGUUUAGGUCUUGGUAAUCAUUUAUUGGACUUUUGCAAAGGAGAUAUAAGGAAGACAAUUAACUGGUUGCAGUUUUAUAUGACUUCCUAUAAAUACAUAAAAGCUGGAUCUCCUUUGUCUGAGGAUACACUAUCACAAGAAUUGGAUAAACAUAAAUUUAAUAUUGAUGAUGAAUGUUCCAGUAUGUCUUGGUCAGACAGAGAAAGUAUCUUAGAUUGUAAUGAAGCUUCGAAUGUUUCUAGCAACUUUAUCCAAGCACACAUAAAUAUGAUACUUAGUAAUUUACCUCCGAAUUUAUUGAAUUUAUGGUGGAGUAUACCUAAAAUUUUAGAUUAUGAUAACUUAAUGAAAAAAGAUAAUCAAAAUGUUAAGAAACCUGGCUCAAAGCAGUUGUUAACUAUAUCUAAAAUGCUCGAUAUAGUUUCAGAGACUGAUUAUCUUACAGGGAAUAUUUCAGAUUGUAGAAAUGAUAUAACAGGUACAUUGUGGGGUUCAAAAGAAACUGCAAGUGUUGACGAAUCUGACAAUUUAGAUUACUAUGAUUGGUCUGAAGGGGUUAGAAAUGAUAUUGCUAGCGAACUUGCAAUGAGUGGUUUGAGGCAUUCCCAUAAAGAGUUAGAAUGCGAAACAAGUUUAGACAUGUCCAUUCCUGGAUAUACUGUUGAGAGGGAACGUGAUAAAAUUAUUUUGCGACACCACACAUUGACAAGUUACCUGAGUCCCGGCGCGGUGUUGGAUAGAAAAGCCUUAGCACUCGACUACUGGUCUUCAUGUAGAACAAUAUGCCGACUAGAAAAUAAUAAAACUGACGCAAAUGUAAAGAGAAACAAUCGUUUCUGCCAUUACUUGAAGUCUUUAAAUAUUCUAUGCAAAAAUGACUAUUUCGAUGCGCUAUCUAAAAGUCUCAGUGGAAAUGAUACUGGCAAAUUAUAAUAGAAAUUUAACUUGUAAGUAAGUUUAUCUAUAUUAUAUAUUUAUUUCGUAAAUUAAUAUUAAUUUACUUUAUAAAUCGCUCUGUUCUAUUUUUACAUCUUACUAGUACUGCACUGUAAACUUUAGAUUUAAAAACUAUUCAACUUUUACAUUAAAAUUGUUGACAUGUAAUAUUAAUUAAGUAAUAAAAUCACUUAUUUAUGA